GUUUUCUCCCUCCCAGUUAACAGCCGCUUCCUCCCGAGGGCUCCGGUUCCAGCCCCUCCCCCAGAGGCUCAGGUGCAAGUUUGCACGUCCACCAGUCCCCUUAUCUGCCUCCGGGGGAUUUGGGUCCUGCUGGGAUUUUUCCAGCCCGGGCACCUUCCUCAGGAGGAUGAGGUUUCCUUAGAGGCCAGCAGCCCUCUGGUCACCAGGCUGUGUCACCUUCGGCAGUUCCUAGGCCACCAGCUUGAAAGCAGGCUGGGGGCCUUUGAGGGCGGGGGCCAGUGGAAUCCCACAGGCCCAAAGAGGGUUGGGGGUGGGGGACAGGGAAGUAUUUACACUUCCAUCGCCUCCAGGCUGCUUCCCUAGAUCCUGAAGUCCCCCCAGGCCCCAGCUUUAGGGUGCUCGGGUGCGGGAGAGGUACGGGGCGAGGAGGAGAUUCAGAUCUAGUCACAAGGCGCUCUGCAGUUGGAAAGGAUUUCCAUGUGGACAGGAAUCAUUUCCCCCUUCUUUCGCGUCAGGUUUCCGAAUGGCUGAGGGACUUGCCCCAGGCACACAGCUGGGAGCGCGGGGACGACCGUGCAGCCAGCACGUGGGGCUGCAUUUCCUUCCGCGCGGCUGUCCAGUCCCCGCCGACCCUCCACCCCCAUCCCUGGCUUCGUUUCGGCGGCAGGAAGACAGACCAGCAUGUGAACCGGGAGUGGGGGGUGCCGUGUAACCCCGCACCUCGAGCCAGACAGCGUCCCCAGGCGGACGUCUCCGUUCCUCGGCUGGGGGUGGCGGGAGCGUAGGACAGGCCGGGGCCCGAAGGACCCCACAUCCAGGCCUCUCCUCGGCUCCCCCGCGCGCCCCGCGCCGCCCGGCUCCCCGCCCCCGCCCCUGCCCCCCGCGGCCCCACUCGGCGCCCCCCCCCCCGCCCGCACACCUGCGCGCCCCUCCCCCCUGCCCGCCCCUUCCCCUCGCCCCCGCCGGGAGUGUCCGGGGGCCGCGCCCAGCCGGGGCCGGACGCGCGUGCAGAGCCGCCCGCCCGACAGCGGCGGGGGGACGCGGGCCGGGAUCGCGGGGCGGCUGCAGCGGCCGCGGCCGGGGCGCCGCGUCGGGGCCGGGAGCUGGGCCAUGCUGGGCCGGCGGCGCGUCUUCGCCGUGGAGCCGCUCGGCGGCCGGGCCUUUGCCCCCGCCGGCAGGUCCAAAAGCCUCCUCGGCGGCGGCGGACCCGUUCCCGAAGGAGACUUCCUGGCCGACCUCCUUGGCCGGAGGGGCCUGGCCUGGCCCCCAGCUCUCCUGCGUGGCCGGCGGCGAGAUGCAGGCGGCCCUCCAUCCUCUCCAGCCGUAGUUUGUGCAUCAUUAUUACAGUUGGGGGCCCAGCGCGUGGAUGGGGUUGGCGAGGACCUGGCACACGGCUGUGUAGUACCUGGAGUCAGCAGCACCUACAGACGGAUCCCGGACGCUGUUCAACUUUGCUCCCUGGACUCCUGGAAAGGGGAUGGCCAGCUAAGAGGCCUCAGGAGGCAGGAGCCACUUCUCAAACUGGCUUCCCGGGACUCAGGAGUGGAGAUGGUGGUUGGGGACAGCCCCUUGGCCACCUCACCAGGCCUUUCUCAGGAUUCUCUGGACUUUGAGCCCACAGGGAACCCUGAGCCCCUGGCUCUUGCUGCCACGGAGCCUUCUGCCCACCUAGGCCGGCUCCUGGCCAACUGUAAGCUGGAGCAGGUGCUGGAGCGGUCCCGCCAGCUCCCGACUUCCCUUGUCAGCAUGUCACAACACCCCUACUCCCUGAAGCCACCAAUCGAGCCUGAAUUGGAAAUGCCCCUUUUUGGAGCAGGGGAACAGGAGGCCACUGAGGCAGAAACUGACCCAGAGGCAGGCCUGGAAGGAGCAGAGGUGGUCGGGGGCCUGGGGCCCGAGGCCUGGGCCUGUCUCCCAGGGCAAGGGCUCCGCUAUCUGGAACACCUGUGCCUGGUGCUGGAACAAAUGGCAAGGCUCCAGCAGCUCUACUUGCAGCUGCAGAUGCAGAGGCCCCCAGGGGUGAGUGAGCCGCAGGAUCCUGAAGCAGAGGAGAAGGAGGAGGAGGAGGAGGGGCAGCACCAGCCACCAGCCCUGGCCCCUUCACCUCCACCUUCUUGUGCCCCAGGCAGUGAGGUGCAGGAACUGCUCAGCCAGACCCAGGAGAUAGGGGCAAAACCAGCUUCACUCCUAAAGGUAGGGGUUCCCAGUGCCAACGCUCACAGGCUUUUAGAAGCUUCAGCAGAGCCAGCUCAUAUCUUCCCAUCCUCCCAGGGACACAAGGUCAAGGUCCUGCUCAACCGGAUCCGUUGGAGAAGCUCAAAACACUCUGAGUCCCCUGCCCCUCCUGAUGGCCCUGCCCCAAGGAUGGAGUCAAGGGGCGUCUCUGAAAGACCUCCAUGGCAGCCCCUCCGGAAGACCUUUAUGCCAUCAUUUGUGGUUAAGAAGCAACGAGCCAAAAACCUUUCUGUAUGCUGAGACCUCCUGGUGCAGGGACAUGACCCUGGGUGGAGGGUUAUGCAGUGAAGUCACCUUCCUCGCCCUUUGCCCUGUUAACUGUUUCUGGGCACUGCCAGGAAAAGCUGCUGAUGCUCACCCUUCUCUCUGAGGAGAGGGCUGGACCUUUCUCCUCUGGGCAGCCUGGCAGAGGAGCCCUGUCCCCCGAGAGCCCCAGGGUGCGGCAGCCCCUGGGCGCCUUGCUGGUUGCCAGGAAUCCCUGGGCCUAGACAAUGUGAACUAACUUAUUUGCCAGGAGUCCAUGGGGCGUGUUUGGCCUGGUGAUCUACUGGGGCCUAGCAUGUCGCAGAUGUGUAUUUAUGCAAAAUGAUACGUGUAUCUCUGCAAGUCUCACUGUUGUGGACUGGCUGGGGCCAACCAUGUCUUCUGAAUUAUGCAUUCAAAGGGUCCGCCUGGGUGUGGCAGAGGAUGGAACUGACAUUCAUUCCUCAGAGGGCAGUUCCUGAUUUGGAGUCUUGCUUUCCUCCUCAUAUCUUCAUGGGCAGCCCUGGGACAGAGAUGGGAGCUCUCUUGGGUUCCUCUGCAUUGAGUCUUCCCUGUGGAGCAGAGCCCCUGAAGACUGCACCUGGAAUAGAAAGGUCAGGGAAAACAUGGAGAAUAGCAGAGUGAGCUUCAAGGUCUGUUUUAGCUGCUUUGGUCCCUAAUAACCGUAACCCAUCCGAGCUGAAACCAGAGACUCAUACUAGCUUUUAGACCUUGACAAAAUCCCUUAAUUUUUCUGAGCCAUAGCUUCCUACUUAAUCUCCCAAAUGGCCUAAUGAUAACUGCCCUACCUACCUACCUCACAGUCUUUUUAUGAAGAUAAAACGAGAUGAAACUGUCUCAGAGUGCUUUGUGAAUGUUAGGUGAACAGGCAGGGGAAGGGUAUGGGUGUUGGAAGGAACCCAAGCUGGAAGGAUGAUGGGAAGGCCAGAGGAUAAGGGAGUACUGGAGUAGCUAAUGGAGACUAAACUGGCCAGUGAUUAGCAGCAAGACUGGAAGCAAGUCACUUCACUGAAGUCUCAGGUUUCCUGGGAAUUGGGGCACCAGUUCCUGACCUUACCUUCCAGCCUUGUGAGGACUAAAGGAAAUGUUUCCUUUUUUUUUUUUUUUU
This is a messenger RNA of Hyaena hyaena (striped hyena), 3607 nucleotides long. RefSeq names its product chromosome unknown C8orf58 homolog (gene CUNH8orf58). The transcript is spliced from 8 exons. The record is from RefSeq and is a predicted model, not a curated record. Bases 1111 to 2475 code for a protein of 454 amino acids. Lineage: Eukaryota; Metazoa; Chordata; Mammalia; Carnivora; Hyaenidae.